Molecule: messenger RNA, 2443 nt
Organism: Salvelinus namaycush (lake trout)
Lineage: Eukaryota; Metazoa; Chordata; Actinopteri; Salmoniformes; Salmonidae
Product: membrane progestin receptor gamma-B-like
Exons: 7
Coding region: 1-1035 (344 amino acids)
Cellular component (GO): membrane
Molecular function (GO): signaling receptor activity
Source: RefSeq, a predicted model, not a curated record
AUGCUCAGCCUUAUUAAACUGCCCAGAGUCUUCACCAUCAACCAAGUACCAAAAGUGUUCCAUGAGGACAGCAUCAUCUCAGGCUACCGACACCCUCGCAGCUCAGCCACUGACUGCAUCCUCAGCCUCUUCCAGCUGACCAAUGAAACGCUCAAUAUCUGGACACACUUCCUGCCCACAUGGUACUUCUUAUGGAAGCUGCUGACGGUGGUCCUGAUGCGGGACGUGUGGCGCGACUCGUUCACAUGGCCCCUCCUGGUGUUCCUGAUGUCGUGCUGUGUGUACCCGCUGGCCUCUAGCUGUGCCCACACCUUUAGCACCAUGUCAACGCGAGCACGACACAUCUGCUUCUUCUUCGACUACGGAGCUCUGAGUCUCUACAGCCUGGGCUCUGCCAUAACAUAUUCUGCCUACGUGAUUCCUGAUAAGUGGGUGAACAGUUUGUUCCACCAGUACUAUAUCCCCAUCGCUGUGGUAAACACUGUCAUCUGUACCGCCUUAGCCUGCUACUCCAGAUUCUCAGAGUGUAAGAGCCCAAAGUUUGGCAAAUUUCUCCGCAUUCUAGCUUUCGCGUUACCCUACCUGUUUGACAACAUUCCUCUCUUCUACAGGCUCUUCCUCUGUGUGGGUGAGGGUUGCACUGACAACGAUACCAACGCUCUCCACCACACCCACAUCGCCCUGGCCUUCCUGACCGCAUUCCUCUUCGCCACACACCUACCAGAGCGCCUGGCCCCCGGCAGCUUCGACUACAUAGGUCACAGCCACCAACUGUUCCACGUAUUCGGCAUAAUCGGCACUCAUUUCCAGAUGGAGGCCAUUGAGCAGGACAUGGUGACGCGACGGCCGUGGCUCCUCACGUACUCUCUGCCCAUCACCUUCACCAACACACUGGGGGCGGCACUGCUGAGUGUAACCCUCAGCCUUGGCAUCAUCUUCCUCUUUAGUCUGCCUCUGCUCUGGUCAGCCACCCGGGGAGAACACACUGAGAAGACACAAUCACAUCCAAUAGCCAAGGGCUGCCAGUACCACUAGCACUAGCCAUUAGCCACAUGCUAAUGACAAUGUAUACGGGAUGUAGGAACUGGAUGGUUCAGUUGGUGGAGCAUUGUGCCUGUAAUGCCAGGAUUGUGGAUUCGAUUCACAGGGCCACCCACACGUAAGAUGUAUACAAGCAUGAAUGUAAGUCGCUUGGAUAAGAGUGUCUGCUAAAUGGCAUAUAUUUGUAUUAUAUUACUAUUUUUAAACUGGACACUGGUGAGGGUGGGCUUGGGAGAAGAGGUGAACAAGUGAAGUGAACCACUAUGACUUCUUGGUGGCGGAUAGAGGUGAAGUCAUGACAAGAUACAAUGCUGAAGGGGCAAUGAACUGUUCUUCACAUUAUGUCAGCAUGGAUGAAUAAACUAGUAGCUGAACAAGAGCUCCAGAUAUACUGCAAUGAGGGACAGACAGUGGUACCUCUGGUAGUAUUACAUUGACUAUAGGACUAGUACACAGUACUAAACACAUAGGCCUUGCUUUUGUUCGCUGAUUUACCAACGCUACUGAGGAGCAGGAAGAAACUGGAGCAGUGGGAAGUCACAAACUGUUUAUGAAGAAUCAAUCCACUGAGGAGCAGGAAGAGACUGGAGCAGUGGGAAGUCACAAACUGUUUAUAACAAAUCAAUCCACUGAGGAGCAGCAAGAGACUGGAGCAGUGGGAAGUCAAACUGUUUAUGAAGUAUCAAUCCACUGAGGAGCAGGAAGAGACUGGAGCAGUGGGAAGUCAAACUGUUUAUGAAGUAUCAAUCCACUGAGGAGCAGGAAGAGACUGGAGCAGUGGGAAGUCACACUGUUUAUGAAGUAUCAAUCCACUGAGGAGCAGGAAGAGACUGGAGCAGUGGGAAGUCACAGUUUAUAACAAAUCAAUCCACUGAGGAGCAGGAAGAGACUGGAGCAGUGGGAAGUCACAAACUGUUUAUGAAGAAUCAAUCCACUGAGGAGCAGGAAGAGACUGGAGCAGUGGGAAGUCAAACUGUAUUUGAAGAAUCAAUCCACUGAAGAGCAGGAAGAGACUGGAGCAGUGGGAAGUCAAACUGUAUAUGAAGAAUCAAUCCACUGAAUGUUACAUGAAGAGGAAUUUUCAAUAUUCCUUCAAUUUAAUUUUUCUUUCUUUUUAAACACAUCAUUUUUAUACUAAAUAUAUUGAUCACUUGAUCAUUUUUAUACACAAACAAUGGAUAUGUACCACAAACAUAUAUCAACAAUAUUAGGGCCACAGUCUGUAGUCUAAGGGCUGUUAAGUAGAGGGUUUUGGUCGUCUACUAUAAACUAAAAUCAGCACUGAAGGAUACAAUAACUUAUUAAUGAAGUGUACAGUAUGUAUGAUGGUCAGCUACUAAAGUGAAGGUGCCUUUCAGAGAUAAAAAUUAUACAUGUCAGAUCGCUUUCUUGUACACUUAAG